Pistacia vera is the source of this 1182-nucleotide messenger RNA. Its product is annotated as NADH--cytochrome b5 reductase 1-like. The coding region runs from base 136 to 1011 and encodes 291 amino acids. The transcript has 9 exons. NCBI's taxonomy places the organism in Eukaryota, Viridiplantae, Streptophyta, Magnoliopsida, Sapindales, Anacardiaceae. Gene Ontology annotation, biological process: electron transport chain. Gene Ontology annotation, molecular function: cytochrome-b5 reductase activity, acting on NAD(P)H. The record is from RefSeq and is a predicted model, not a curated record.
CAUACAUUCUCCUUCACUCACAAAUUCUCUAAAAAAUAAAAGGGAAUGACGAGAAAGGUAACAAGAACAAGCAAAGCAUGAAAAUAAAGGCAUUUUGUUAUCCCUAUAAAUUAAAUUGAUGUAGGUACAAAUACAAUGUUGAAUUUACCAAUGGAUUUGAGGUUUGAUGAGUUGAUGAUCAAAACCAAAUUUGAUUUUCUGAUGCAACUCUCCCAUCUUCAACUACUUGGUUUUGUUGUUGCAGUCCUCGCUAUUUAUGUUCUGCGCUCCAGAAAACCCAAAGGCUGCUUAGACCCAGAGAAUUUCAAGGAAUUCAAACUUGUUAAGAAAACUCAGUUGACCCAUAAUGCUUCCAAGUUCAGAUUUGCUCUUCCUAAACCUACUUCAAUCUUUGGCUUACCUGUUGGACAACACAUUGUUUGCAGGGGACAGGACAGGGAAGGUAAAGAAGUCAUAAGACCAUACACUCCAAUAACUCUGGAUUCUGAUCUUGGUUUCUUUGAACUAGUUGUAAAGAUGUAUCCAAACGGAAGGAUGUCUCACUAUUUCAGAGAAAUGAAGGUAGGAGAAUAUCUUCCAGUAAAGGGACCAAAGGGGCGUUUCAAAUAUAAAGUUGGGCAAGCUAGAGCAUUUGGGAUGAUUGCUGGAGGCUCUGGUAUUACUCCAAUGUUUCAGCUGACUAGAGGCAUAUUAGAGAAUCCUAAAGAUAAAACCAAUAUGAAUCUUAUCUAUGCUAAUGUCACUGUUAAUGACAUUCUUUUGAAGGAAGAACUAGAUAACUUUGCUGUGAAAUUUCCCAACCGUUUCAAAGUGUAUUAUGUUUUAAGUCAGCCUCCAGAAACAUGGAAUGGUGGGAUUGGGCAUGUUUCAAAGGAAAUGAUUCAAACACAUUGUCCAGCACCAGCCUCAGAUAUUCAGAUCCUGAGAUGUGGACCUCCCGGCAUGAACAAGGCCAUGGCUACUCAUCUUGAAGCUCUUGGAUAUGACUCAGAGAUGCAAUUUGAGUUCUGAUACUUCCUAUCUGCGUGUCUAACCAUGUAACAUAUGUGUUGGUUUGUAAAUUCAUGUGAAUACGGAAUCGGGAAGAUUUCACUGUAAAUAUUUUCAUCACCUUAUAUUACUCAAGGAAUAUUUGCUUCUUAAGUCUAACAAGGACUCAGACGUACUGAUCCAAUAAAAAUU